Messenger RNA from Hyphopichia burtonii NRRL Y-1933, 903 nucleotides. RefSeq lists its product as uncharacterized. The transcript has a single exon. The record is from RefSeq and is a predicted model, not a curated record. Bases 195 to 545 code for a protein of 116 amino acids. Lineage: Eukaryota; Fungi; Ascomycota; Pichiomycetes; Serinales; Debaryomycetaceae.
UGUAUAGUGGAAAGGAUGGAAAAGGUAUUGAUUUGUUGCUAAUUGGAAGCGAAUAGAAUCCCCGGAUAAUAAGCAGAGAGAAAUCCGAUUUUACCGAACACACCCAUAAACAUACAGAUUUGGCUAUUAGCAAUGACAUAUAAACGGCUAAAUAUCCUCAAAUUCUUGAAUUCAAUAAGUGGGAAUCAUAACCAAUGAAUCUGAUUAUCAAAAAAUUGAAUAGAGCUUACCAAAGCUAUGUUUAUUGGUCACCUAUUCCGGUGAUGUCUAAGACUGAGACAUACAUAUUCAAUAGUUUUGUAUUGGCCUUGGUUACAUUUACUUUUUAUUGGUUGAUUGUGAUUACACCACCAAUUGCCAUUGCCAGCUUUGAAAGAUUUGUAUAUUAUAUCACCGGACACUCUCUUAGUAUUAAGGUGAUGCUCAGUUUAUUAAUACUGAAGAAUCUAUUCCAAUUUUAUACUAAAUAUAAUGAAAGCCCCAAAAAUAAUUCAAUUAAUGAUGGGUCUAAUGUUAAGAAAAUCUUAACCUUGAUUAGAUUAUAAUUUUUAAUAAUUUUUACGUAAUUACGAAUGAUGUUUAUAUACCGAAUAAUCCAUAAUCUUUAAUUUUUAUGUUUUCACUUACCAGCUUGAUUAAUUGUAAUUGUUCUUCUACGUAGCUAUUCUUUUCGUUUUCCUUGACCGGGGUUUUCAAUGGGAUAUUACUUGUAAUCAAGAUAUCUGUUUCUAUAUUAGAGAACCUUAAUAUAUUAACACUCAUUAAGAUUUGAUAUUGACCUUGGGGGGUAUCUUUAUGGGUACUUAGUAAAUAACUUACAAGGUUUUCUUGUUCAAAUACUAAUUUGGGCCCCCAUUCAAUAUCUUGUGGUUCCACCAAGUCCUUUAAAUGCUCUCCGAUUGC